Eruca vesicaria subsp. sativa (arugula) is the source of this 1323-nucleotide messenger RNA. The record is from the annotation of a GenBank genome assembly. Lineage: Eukaryota; Viridiplantae; Streptophyta; Magnoliopsida; Brassicales; Brassicaceae.
CGUAAUUCUCUUCCUACGACAGAUGCUCUGUCUCAGUCUCUUUGUUUCUAUAAUUCAUCCUCCUUUCUUUCUUCGAAGCUACUUCUCUUGCUUUCCUGUUUGAUCCCUUAAUCGAAGAUUAGAUCCUGAAAUUGAGGUGUGUGAGAGAAAGAGAGAGAGAGAACAGAGUAAUAAUGGCAAACAGAGAUGUGGAGACAGGAGAGAAGCAGAACAGAGGAACCAACAGCAACAACAACUAUUUCUAUGACGAAAGCUCCAUAGAAACUCAUUGGACUUCUUGGCUGGUUCCGGCCAUCGUUGUGGCGAAUCUCGCUGUCUUUAUCGCCGUUAUGUUCGUUAACGAUUGUCCUAAGAAGAUCAACGGACCAAACAAAGCUUGCGUCGCUAGAUUCCUCGGAAGAUUCUCUUUUCAGCCACUUAGAGAGAAUCCUCUCUUUGGCCCAUCUUCCUCCACAUUGGAGAAAAUGGGAGCAAUGGAAUGGAGGAAAGUAGUACAUGAGCAUCAAGGAUGGAGACUCAUCACUUGUAUGUGGCUACACGCUGGUAUCAUUCAUCUUCUUACCAAUAUGUUGAGUUUGAUCUUCAUCGGUAUCCGCCUUGAGCAGCAAUUUGGCUUCAUAAGAGUUGGACUUAUCUACUUAAUCUCUGGUCUCGGUGGAAGCAUACUCUCGUCUCUUUUCCUUCAAGAAAGUAUCUCUGUUGGUGCCUCGGGUGCUCUCUUUGGACUUCUUGGAGCUAUGUUAUCUGAACUUCUCACUAAUUGGACUAUGUAUGCCAACAAGGCGGCUGCUCUCUUCACACUCCUAUUCAUCAUAGCAAUCAACUUAGGACUAGGCCUGCUUCCUCGUGUUGACAAUUUCGCACAUAUUGGAGGGUUUAUUACCGGGUUUUGCCUCGGGUUUAUCCUCCUUGUCCGGCCACAGUACGGUUGGGAACGUUCCCGCACCAACGCUUCCCUUACCAGACGCAAGUAUAGCAUGUACCAGUACGUGCUGUUCAUAGUCGCAGCGGUUGUACUUGUGGUUGGGUUAACUGUUGGAUCAGUGAUGCUUUUCAAAGGAGAGAAUGGGAACAAACAUUGCAAAUGGUGUCAUCGCCUUAGCUGUUUCCCUACUUCUAAAUGGACAUGUUAAUCAUCAUCGUCAUACUUUAAAAAGCUUCUUAUAUGUGUUCUUGUGACUUAUAAUCUCUUUGUUCCUUUUUGCCUUUUGACCUCUCUACCUUUUUAUAACAUACAUGUACAUUACUAAAUUUGUCUUGUGUAAAAAGACUGUUUUACAUUUGAAAAUCAUUACUCUUAAAAUAAAUGAAAGGUAUUGUUUG